Messenger RNA from Solanum pennellii, 1321 nucleotides. Its product is annotated as protein PELPK1-like. Bases 39 to 1196 code for a protein of 385 amino acids. Lineage: Eukaryota; Viridiplantae; Streptophyta; Magnoliopsida; Solanales; Solanaceae. The transcript has a single exon. The record is from RefSeq and is a predicted model, not a curated record.
ACAAAGAUAUAUCUAGCCUUAUAAUCCAAUUCUUCUCUAUGGGAAGCCAAAUGAAGAAGCAAUGGCUUCAAUUUGCUUGUGUUUUGACAUUUUUCUUGAUUGCCACAUGCACUAUGGCAUAUUCACCUUACAAUUCUUAUGAAUCAUCAGAUUCAACAUACAAUAAAGUACCAACCACAGUAGUCAAAAGUGAAGACUUCAAGGUACCCUCAGAGUCGGAAAAGGAAUAUAAGUCGUCAUUUUUGCCAAAAAAUGAUUACUACAAGAAGCCAUCAAUUUUAGAGGAAAACUAUAAGAAAGUGUCACUUGUUCCCGAACAUGAAUCAUUCUUGCCAAAGAAUGACUACUACAAGAAGCCAUUAUUUUCGGAAGAUAACUACAAGAAGGAGUCAUAUGUUCCAGAGGUACCCUCGAAGGAUAAACCAGAAUAUAAGGAGUCAUUUUUGCCAAAAUUUGACUACUUCAAGAAGCCAUCAUUUUCCGAAGACAACUACAAGAAGACGUCAUAUGUUCCAGAGGUACCCUCCAUGGCUAAACCAGAAUAUAAGGAGUCAUUUUUUCCAAAAUUUGACUACUUUAAGAAGCCAUCAGUUUCAGAAGAUAACUACAAGAAGACGUCAUAUGUUCCAGAGGUACCCUCGAUGGCUAAACCAGAAUAUAAGGAGUCAUUUUUUCCAAACUUUGACUACUUCAAGAAGCCAUUAGCUCCAGAAGAUAAACACAAGAAGGCACCAUAUGUUCCAGAGGUAUCCACAGAGCCUAAACCGAAAUACAAGGUACCAUCUUUGCCAAAGAAUGACUACUAUAAGAAGCCAAUAAUUUCAGAAGAUAACUAUAAAAAGGUGUCAUAUGUUCCAAAGGUGCCCUCAGUGCCUAAUGAAGAAUACAAGGCACAUACUUUGCCAAAAAAUGAUUACUACAAGAAGCCAUCAGUUCCAGAAGAAAACUACAAAAAGGUACCACUUGUUCCAAAGGUUCCCUCAGUGCCUAAAGAAGAAUACAAGGUGCCUUCUUUGUCAAAAAAUAACUACUACAAGAAGCCAUCGGUUUCUGAAGAUAACUACAAAAAGGUUUCAUAUGUUCCAAAGGUGCCCUCCGUGCCUAAAGAAGAAUACAAGGCGCCUUCUUUGUCAAAGAAUGAAUACUACAAGAAGCCAUCACCUUCUCCAUCACCACCACCACCUCCAUAUUAUUAAAUUUCUUUUCAUGUUCAACAUGGAUGUUUAAUUGAAGUCCUUCUCCAGCUCAACAUAUAUAACUCGUGGAGUUCUCAUAUUAUGAGUUAGAAGGCAUGAUAUCAAAAUGUGUAUUUAUUUAUUUA